UUUUUUAUUGAAGAAAAGGUGAACCACGAGGCACUAGAUCAGAUUACCUUUUUUGGAGCCGUGUAUAAAUGGAUGUUUGAUUCUUUAUCUCAGGAAUUUUCAUCAUUAGGAAUCAGUUAAUCGGAAAAGGAAAAGGCAACAAAUUUGCAGAUGGAAGAAGAAAAGCUCGGAAAUUUCAAUGGGCUUCUGAAUACAGAAGCUGUAAUUGAGGGAAAUAAUUAUGGAAUGUUGAAGACAUCAACUGUAGGCUUUAGUGCAGCCGAAAUGUCAAGCCUUACAGCGCUCUGUAAUGCUUUCUUUCCCUCUCUGCCUUUAGAAGCUAGUGGUCUUUUACUCGAUGGUUCUGACUUCAGUAAGGAUGUUGAGGAAUUCUAUAGGGCUUCUUUGCCCGACGGAUGGAGUACCUUUGAGGUCGCAGAAACCAUGAGGAAUCUGUUCAACGCUGAGGUCCUCAAGAUCCUGAAGAAAGUUUUGUGGUUGCUGUCUACAUAUUUAGGAACGUUUUUACUUGCAGGAAGGCAGUCUUUGUCUACAGAGUUUCCGUUUGUUCAGAGGUUUGGGGAUUUGACUGUUGAGAAACGAGAGAGAGUGCUUCUUGACUGGUCUACCAGUUCGCUCUCCUUCUUCAGGGUUAUUUUCAAAGUUUUCAAGGGUACCCUAAUGUGGAACCAUUUCACCAGAGUCAAUGAGAAGGGGUACAACCCCUUCUGGAAAGCCAUAAAUUACUGCGGACCCGAUCCAGUGGCCAUGACCGCACAACUUUCCCCCAAGCCCCUGGAAAGCUCAGUAUUAGACAUAUCAGCCUUAAACGGAGAUGAAUUAGAGUCGGCUCUGGAAAGCCAUGGAUGCAAAUUAACAAGUCCUUCCGAAAUCGCUGCUCUUGCAGAUGUGCAGUGCUCGCCGAAAGACCACGCCAUAGAAUGCGACGUAGUCAUAGUGGGCUCGGGCUCCGGCGGCGGAGUCGCAGCAGCGGUGCUUGCCAAAGCAGGCUUUAAAGUCGUUGUCUUGGAAAAAGGGGGUUACAAAGCCCGCCAUGACUUGGACCUCUUGGAGGCGGAGUCGAUGAGAGAUCUGUACGAGGAGAAAGGUUUACUGAGGACGGAGGACCAGAACAUGGUUAUCUUCGCUGGCUCUACUGUAGGCGGCGGCUCCGCAAUCAACUGGUCCGCCUCGUUUCGAACUCCCGACCAUGUGCUCCGCGAGUGGACUCAAACCCUAGGGCUCGAAAUGUUCCAGAGCCCUAGAUACCGCGAGGCCAUGGAUCGAGUCUGCGAUAGGUUGGGCGUGCAGGAGGACUGUGAAGAGGAAAGCUUCCAGAAUGCUGUGCUGCGGAAAGGCUGUGAAGCAUUAGGGUACCAUGUGGGAAAUGUUCCAAGAAAUGCGACGGCGGAUCAUUACUGUGGGUGGUGCAACUUAGGGUGCAGGAGAGGGACGAAGCAGGCCACUUCUGAGACGUGGCUCGUCGACGCCAUUAACGCCGGCGCCGUCAUACUCACCCGUUGUUCUGCGCACAGGGUUUUGCACACAUCAAAUUCAGGUCGCAAGGGUAGAAAAGCAAUUGGAGUGGUGGCCAAAAUCGGAGGCACCGAGAGACAGCUGUUCAUCAGGGCCCGAGCCACGGUGGUCUCCUCCGGCGCUCUGCGUACGCCUCCGUUGCUCCAUGCCAGUGGCCUUGAAAACCCUCACAUUGGCAAAAAUCUUCACCUGCAUCCAGUCCAAAUUGUGUGGGGAUACUUCCCGCCGGGUGUUGCAGCACAAGGGACAUGCUACCAAGGCGGAAUAAUGACGGCCUUCUCAAACGAGACCGCCGCCUGGGACACCACGGGCUACGGAGCGAUCUUACAAACCCCAAUUCUGCACCCGGGGGCCUUCGCCGGUGCUAUACCGUGGCGAUCCGGGUCCCAUUUCAAGCAAACCAUGCUCAAAUUCUCUCGAACUUGCAGUUUCAUUGUUCUGCUUCGCGACAGGGGCAGCGGAACUGUUGCGCCCAAGGCAGAUGGCAGCCUGGACAUUAAGUACAAGCUUCAACCAGACGACGAGGAGCGAGCCAGGGAAGGCGUGGAGAAGGGGCUUCGCGUGCUGGCGGCUGCAGGGGCCGUUGAGGUCGGGUCACACCAUCAGGAUCUUGAAAGCUUUAAGCUUGGUCCUGAUUCCAGUCGUAUUCAUGAUAAAGAUUUUGAGGAGUAUGUGAGCAGAGUUGGGAAGAAAGGCGGCGCGCCCUUGUAUUGCGCGCAUCAGAUGGGGAGUUGCAGAAUGGGAGUGAGUUCCGGGGAGAGCGCGGUUGAUGAAAAUGGUGAGAGUUGGGAAGUGGAGGGAGUUUAUGUUGCAGAUGGGAGUGUUCUUCCCACUGCAUUGGGGAUCAACCCCAUGAUCACCAUUCAGUCCAUCGCCUACUGCAUUGCUCACAAUGUAGUUCAGUAUAUCAACGAAACUCGUCCCUAAACUAAAAAUUCGAAUGCCUGGUCACAAAUCUCAAAGCUCCUACUCUUUCCAAUUUUAGAGCCCCCAAAUUUUCCCUAAUGUCGUGGAACCUUUGUUAGUGAAAUGACCUUAAUGAGUCUAUUAGGGAUAAGUCUUCUUAAGUGCAAGGUUCUAAUAUUAUGAGGGAUGAGGUAAGGAAUUGAUAACCUUUUAUCGGUGGCUCUUAGCUAAAGAAGAUAAAUAAUCUUUUAUUAAAAAAAAUCCUCCUUUCUUUCUUAAUUAUAAACAAACUAUAAAUA
Messenger RNA from Cryptomeria japonica (Japanese cedar), 2720 nucleotides. RefSeq names its product long-chain-alcohol oxidase FAO4A. The record is from RefSeq and is a predicted model, not a curated record. Bases 151 to 2442 code for a protein of 763 amino acids. The transcript has 4 exons. Gene Ontology annotation, molecular function: long-chain-alcohol oxidase activity; FAD binding. NCBI's taxonomy places the organism in Eukaryota, Viridiplantae, Streptophyta, Pinopsida, Cupressales, Cupressaceae.